AUGGAUGUGGCUUAUUCUAUGCAGAGAGAGGUUACUUAAGCUUAAUUAGUUGGUAGUUUUCAUAGUUAAUUAGUAUUUAAUAAUAGUUUUGAAGAGGAAGUUAGCUGGACAAGUAAAUCUACUGAGCCAGAGUUUGAUCCUAUUUCUCAAAAAUAAAAUUUUCUUUUAAAUUCUACUUAUGAUUUAUAUGGAUAUUGCAAUUUAUGGUCUUAAUAAAAAUUUUUAACUGAAGGAUGGGCUAAUCCGAUGACUAAUUAAUGGAAUGAUUUGGAUGAAGAAUAAAAAUAAUACACAAUUAAGACGUUAUUUGCUUAAUAAAUUACAAAAGUAUUCUAGGUCAAUCAGCAAGAUAAUUUAAUAAAAUCUUGUAGAUUCUAUUUUAGUAGGGAGAAAGAUGGAAUUUUUAAUAAUAUAAUCACUAAUUUUUUAUCUGUGAGUAAUAUAAUAAACAACUCUAAAUUUGGAGGACCAUUUCAAAAAUGCAUCAAAUAGCCUGACGGAAAUUAUUAGAAAUAUUCAUUUACAAAUCCAUCUCAAUUUGGAGGAUUUUAAUAUAUGACGUAGACUGGUGCAGUAUGUGGAAAUGCUACAUCUCCAUGCAGCUGCUAAUAUUAUAAUACUCCUAGACUUUUCCCUAUUGAGUGGAGAUGUAGACCUUGGUAUCUUUAGGGAAACUCAAUUUCAGAACCUUACAUAGAUUUAACUCUGCAAACUGUAUUUGCUACGCUUACUUAUAAAAUAGAAUAAUAUGAUUCUUUUACUGGAAAGAAUUCAACUUAUGCUAUUCUUGGGAUUGAUUUUGAUUUUAAGCAAAUGCAGAAUAAGUUUUACAUUGAAAAAUCUAAUUCCGAUAAUAGCUCUCAAUAAAUAGAUUAGUAUGCAUACUUAGUUGCACCAACAGUAAAAAAUUUUGAUACAGGAGUUGGUUUUUAUACAUAGCUAGUUUUAGCACAUCCAUUUUCUUCUAACAGUAAAAUAUGA
Molecule: messenger RNA, 981 nt
Organism: Tetrahymena thermophila SB210
Lineage: Eukaryota; Ciliophora; Oligohymenophorea; Hymenostomatida; Tetrahymenidae
Exons: 5
Source: RefSeq, a predicted model, not a curated record